This is a messenger RNA of Candidozyma duobushaemuli, 1392 nucleotides long. RefSeq names its product Imp2'p. The record is from RefSeq and is a predicted model, not a curated record. The transcript has a single exon. The coding region runs from base 1 to 1392 and encodes 463 amino acids. NCBI's taxonomy places the organism in Eukaryota, Fungi, Ascomycota, Pichiomycetes, Serinales, Metschnikowiaceae.
AUGGCGAGUCGUCAGUCCAGAUUAGAGGCUGAGAAAUUGGCCAUCAUCCAGAAAUCCAUGUCGAGAGGCCGGUCGAACUCCCCUUCCAAUAGCAACAGCAGAUCCUCUUCAACCCUGAAUGACGAGUUCAACAAUAAAGACAUCAAGUGGUCUAUUACCAACCACGAUCCACUGGAGCGCUUGAGAGACACCAAUGAACAAGCCAAUGACGAAAAUGGUAAUAACGCUCUCUGGGAAAAUGAGGUGUCAGAAGAGGAGCAUAUCAGUGACGAUGACGACAACGAAAAGUUUCAGUACGAUGGGACAGGUAACAUCUUACCCAAUUACGCCUGCCAGGAUGAAAAGAUACUGGAGAUUUCCACGAUUUUGCAGAACUCGAAUUUGAACGACAGACAAACCAUCAAGAAGCUCGAGGAGUUGACCGCCACAGAGCGGGCAGUCGCUAAUGCACGAAACAUCGGGAAGGACGUCGACCUUGGAGUUGUUGAGAAGCUCACACAAAACAAACAUGCACUCACAGGCAAGGAAGGAUUGGAUCUUAACAACUCCGAUCAGAAUGCCGAAGCCAGAAGACAGAAAUUGGAGACCUACCAAGCUUACAGGCGGAAGAUCAUUGAUCAAGAGAAUGAGCAGUUGAGAGGCCCUCACGGAAGCUAUUCUACCAAAGACCAGGAUGACAACGGUGAGGGCGAAGGGUUCAUGGCACCUUACACUUCUGCAGUGGAGGACAAGUUGGACUCCGAGUUUGCAUCGCAAUUGAACGAGACAAUCAAGGAAGGCGAGAUUGAUUCCAAUAUCGCACACUCUAGAGUUAUCCAAACGAUCACACGUGGUAACUUUUUCCAACUCAUAAAUCCUAAGGUCAAGCCCAAGAUGUUCCUUCUUUGUAUGGACUUCAGUCCAGAGUCAAUCUUUGCCCUUGAGUGGUGUUUGGGAACUGUUUUGGUCGACGGCUCGGUUCUCUUCAUCGUUUGUGUUAUUGAAGAUAAUGAUGCCAACCAUAAUCUUAAAGCAAACUCCACUAACGAGAGAGAGACCGCAAGGCUCAAUAUGCUCAAUCGUGCCAAGCAACAAGUUUUGAACUUGUUGAAAUUGACUAAACUACAAAUUCACAUUGUCAUUGAGAUAAUUCAUCACCCGAUCCCCCGUCAUCUUAUUUUGGAAUUCAUCGACAACCUACAGCCUACGCUAGUUGUGGUUGGUUCAAAGGGUCUGAGUGCUAUCAAGGGAGUCCUCUUGGGAUCAUUGUCGAAUUACUUGGUCACAAAGUCCACUGUCCCUGUGAUGGUGGUGAGAGAAAAGUUGAAGAAGAUAAACAGAUUCAAGAACGGCUCCUCCAUCUUCUCCAACAAUAUUAAGCCUUUGACCUUGUCUGAAGCUAGAGUUGAUUGA